This is a messenger RNA of Daucus carota subsp. sativus, 1952 nucleotides long. RefSeq names its product protein GRAVITROPIC IN THE LIGHT 1. The record is from RefSeq and is a predicted model, not a curated record. The transcript has a single exon. Lineage: Eukaryota; Viridiplantae; Streptophyta; Magnoliopsida; Apiales; Apiaceae. Gene Ontology annotation, biological process: negative gravitropism; response to red or far red light. Bases 310 to 1680 code for a protein of 456 amino acids.
UGACAUUGUAAAUUAUGCACGCAACUGUAAACAGCCAUCAAAUUCAUUUUCUACAUUGUUUUUAUUCCCAUAUUCUUCAAGAUCCUCUCUUGAUGUAUUUUUUCUCUGACCAUGAAUUAGUUUAUAGCUUUAGUCUAAUCGUUUGGGUCCGUCUUAAUCUUUUGAAGAAAAGCAUGGAUGUAAAUGUUUAAAGCAAAGUAAAUGACACCUUUUGUUGUAGAUCUUUUGUCUGAAUUGCAGUUCGUUUAUUCUUGUUCAAUCUCUCUUGUAUUAUUAUCAUCGUCGUAAAGUCCACAAUCAUUUUGCUAGAUGGAUCAUGCCAACGAAUCUUCGUCGAACUCGAAUAAGAGAAGGCUGGCCCGAACCUUUGCAAAGGUUAUGCACAUUCGAGCCAUGUCGAGGAAUUCCCCUGCUGACAGAGCAGAGGAAGCCAAGAAUCAGAGUGAUCAGGAAGUGCCGAAGACCAAGUUACAUGGCACGGUCAGGCAUGAUCGUCGCAAUACUGAUCUAAAAUCAGUUUUUGACGAAGAUGAAAAGGCACAGAAGAAAGCAUCCAAUGAAGCUUUCCUUGCCAAGCUGUUUGCCAGUGUUUCCGCAAUAAAAUCAGCCUAUGCUCAGAUGCAGUUUGCUGAGUCUCCUUACGACGGUGAAGGAAUUGAGUCUGCAGAUGAGAUAGUCGUCGCAGAGUUGAAAAUUUUGUCAGAACAGAAGCAGUGCUACCUCAAGAACCAUCUCGACGAUCCUUCUCCAGAGACUACACAGGUAUUGGCUGAAAUUAAAGAGCAGAAGAGUCUUUUAAAGACCUUCGAAAUUAUGGGGAAGAAGUUGGACUCUGAGCUUAAAUUAAAGCACUCUGAACUUGUUUUUCUCCGAGAGAAACUUCGCCAGGCUGAUAAAGAAAACAAGGUAAUUGAAAAGAGACUGAAUAUGAGUGGAUCAUCAUCAACUCAUGACAAUUUGUGUUUAAACACCUUAAGCCCUGCUCAUUUUAUUCGAGCCCUUGCAAAGACUGUUAGAAGUACUCGAAGAUAUGUCCGUCUUAUAAUCAAUGAAAUGGAAUCGGUUGGCUGGGAUUUAGAUGUUGCUGCUGAUUCAAUAGAACCAGGAGUUGUUUACCCAAGUGCUAGCCAUAAAUGUUUUACAUUUGAAUCAUAUGUUUGUCGGCAAAUGUUUGAUGGUUUCAAUCACCCUUUCUUCUCAAACUCACAUAAAUCAUUACCGGAGAACCAGGGCCAGCAGGAAUUCUUUAGCAGAUACGUAGGGUUAAAAUCUCAAAAGCCAAAGGAGUAUCUUGUCUCGAAGCCUAAAUCUGCAUUUGCAAAGUUUUGCCGCAAAAAAUAUUUGCGGCUCGUUCAUCCAAAAAUGGAAGAAUCUUUAUUCGGGAACUUGGACCAGAGAAAUUUAUUAGUUUCUGGUUCACAACCAGAAACAGAUUUUUAUGCAAUGUUUUGCGAGAUGGCGAAGCAGGUUUGGCAGUUGCAUUGUUUGGCCUUCUCAUUUCAGCCCGAGGCUUCAAUUUUUCAAGUUAGCAAAACAAGUCGUUUUUCUGAGGUUUACAUGGACUGUGUGAACGAAGAAGCAUUUCUGUCAUCAGGAGCGAAUCCUCGAGUGGCUUUCACAGUGGUUCCGGGGUUCAAGAUUGGUAAAACUAUUAUACAGUCCCAGGUUUAUCUUUCUUAGACUGAGACUAGAUCAUUGACAGAAUCUGGUCCACCAUGUCUGGAGCCAUUGGUUUUCGAAUUUAAGUUAUGUAUGAUGGAUCCAUGUUGGUCAUGACUCAUGAUUGUGGUCUUUUGGGGUGGGGGAAGGGGGGGCAUUGGCCUCAAUCAUGUGGCCUGUGUUGGAUUUUAAUAUUUGAUUAGCUGUAUAGGAGUGGAGGAUUUGCCAAUUUUGAUAAUACUUGGGUCAAGCAAUGUUUGAUUAGCUUUCAUCAUAGGUUUAUAUCAUCUCAA